Messenger RNA from Dendrobium catenatum, 1409 nucleotides. Its product is annotated as spermidine synthase 2. Gene Ontology annotation, biological process: spermidine biosynthetic process. Lineage: Eukaryota; Viridiplantae; Streptophyta; Magnoliopsida; Asparagales; Orchidaceae. The transcript is spliced from 10 exons. Gene Ontology annotation, cellular component: cytosol. The record is from RefSeq and is a predicted model, not a curated record. Gene Ontology annotation, molecular function: spermidine synthase activity. The coding region runs from base 75 to 1040 and encodes 321 amino acids.
AAAAUCUAUAAGAGCCAAACUACCAUUCGCAUACGGCUCCGUGCGAGCGGAGAGAGAGAGAGAGAGGGGAGGAAAUGGAGGAGGUGAUAACUAAGCGGCCGAGAGAGGACGAGGAUAACAACGGCAACGAUGCGGCGGCGAAUGGUAUCUCCUCCAUUAUUCCUGGCUGGUUCUCCGAGAUGAGCCCCAUGUGGCCCGGUGAGGCUCACUCUUUGAAGAUAGAGGAGAUUUUGUAUCAAGGGAAAUCUGAAUACCAAGAUGUGAUGGUAUUCCAGUCAGCUACUUACGGCAAGGUUCUAGUUCUUGAUGGAGUCAUUCAAGUUACUCAAAGAGAUGAGUGUGCAUAUCAAGAGAUGAUUACACACCUUCCUUUAUGCUCCAUCCAGAAUCCUAAAAAGGUCUUGGUUAUUGGAGGGGGAGAUGGUGGUGUUUUGCGUGAGGUGUCACGUUAUCCUUCUGUUGAGCAAAUCAAUAUAUGUGAAAUUGAUAAGAUGGUUGUGGAUGUCUCUAAGCAGUUCUUCCCCAACUUGGCUGUUGGUUUUGAGGAUCCGCGUGUGAAUUUGCAUAUUGGUGAUGGUGUUGCAUUUCUAAAGAAUGCUCCUGAAGGCACAUAUGAUGCAGUUAUUGUUGAUUCUUCUGACCCAAUAGGUCCAGCUCAGGAACUUUUCGAGAAACCCUUCUUCGAAUCAGUUGCUCGAGCUCUCCGUCCAGGUGGUGUUGUUUGCACGCAAGCUGAGAGCAUAUGGCUGCAUAUGCACAUAAUUGAAGCCAUCGUAUCGAAUUGCCGGCAAGUUUUUAAAGGCUCUGUGAACUAUGCAUGGACAACAGUACCAACAUACCCAAGUGGAGUUAUUGGCUUCAUGCUUUGCUCAACGGAGGGACCACAGGUUGAUUUCCAGCACCCAGUUCAUAAGAUUGAUGAAAGUGAUGAUUUGAACAAAUCCAAAGGUCCCCUGAAAUUCUACAACCCAGAGAUCCAUUCUGCUGCAUUUUGCUUGCCAUCUUUUGCCAAGAGGGUCAUUGGCUCCAAUACCAAUUAGUUUUUGCCAUCCGCUCCGAUUCACCCGAUCAAUGAUUCUGCUGAAGCACUAUAUUGUCUGGAGAAUUUUAUUUGAAGCAUUGUCUGCUGUCUGUUUCUCUCGUCUGUUUUCAGUUUCAAGGGAGUUUGUUUUAAGUGGCUUUCAUAAACAGCCUUAAGGUACUCUCUUCUGAACUGAUUUCCAUGCAAGAAUAACAAUUGGCCUGCUGUUGUUUGGACUUCAGACAGACCCUUAAAAAAUCCUUUCUUAUGAACUUAUCAUUUGCGAAUUUGUAUGAUCUUUUCUAUACUAAAGAACCUUAUCUUUGCCCGUACCUGUGUUUGUUACUUGGUUCUUCAGGUGCGUAAGGAAGUUGGGCUGAGAGGCUAA